AUGACCGGGCCUCAUUCUCCCAGUCGCGACAACAGCAAUGAGUCCAGCGACACGGGCACUAUUACAGACAACCAUGCCUUGGCUCGCACGCAGACGUUCACGGAUGCGCAAUUUGAUGAAUUGCGGCAGACCCUAUCAAAGCGCACGACUGCCGGUGAUCCUCUCGACCUGGAACACAAUUUCUCGCUCGAGCGUUAUGUGCGUUCUAUGAUGCAGCAGUCUGAGAAGGAAGGCCGAAAGGGCCGCUCAGCUGGUGUGGCUUUCAAAGAUGUCUCGACGUACGGCAAAGGCGCUGAUAUCAGCUACCAGCAGACCAUUUUUGAUCCGAUUCUGUCGCUUGUUCGUUUCAAGGAGACGCUUGCAUCUUUUAGGCACACCCCCACCAAGAAGAUCAUCUCGAAUUUCAAUGGUCUUGUGCGCGAGGGAGAGAUGCUCCUCGUGCUCGGCAAGCCCGGUGCUGGUUGUUCCACUCUACUCAAGACGCUUGCAGGUGAACACGGUGGCUACACGAAGAUCGAGGGAGACAUCCACUUCAAUGGCGUGGACCUUGAGCGCAUGCAACGAGAGUACAAGGCAGAAGUGGUGUAUAACGGCGAGAUGGACAUCCACUUCCCUCACUUGACUGUUGCUCAAACACUUGAGUUUGCGGCAGAGACGCGUGCACCCCGAAAUCGUCUUCACGGCUGGUCUCGCAAGGAGUACAUUAAAAACAUGCGCGACGUGCUUGCCACAACUUUUGGCCUCAAGCACACAUAUAACACCCGUGUCGGCAAUGACUACGUUCGCGGUGUUUCUGGUGGUGAGCGUAAGCGUGUCUCAAUUGCAGAGACCUUGUCCAGUCGUGCCAUUGUGCAAAUGUGGGAUAACAGUACGCGUGGUCUGGAUGCCUCGACAGCCCUCGAAUAUGCCAAGGCUCUGCGUGUCAUGACCAACUUGGUCAAGUCUACCUGCAUUGUCUGCAUUUAUCAAGCUGGUGAACACUUGUACGAAGUCUUUGACAAGGUUACCGUCGUCUACGCAGGCAGGCAAAUCUACUUUGGCCCCGCCGAGUCUGCCAAGCAAUAUUUUGUCGACAUGGGUUUCGAAUGCCCUCAGCGACAAACGACUGCCGACUUCUUGACUGCCGUGACCGACCCCAAGGCUCGUUUUGCUCGUAAUGGCUAUGCCAAGAAAGUGCCUCGCACGCCAGAAGAAUUUGAGGAACGUUGGACCAAAUCAGAAGAGUACAAGGAUCUCUUGCGCGAAAUGGACACCUACGACAAGACUUUCAAGAACUCGGAUGCCGUUGCCCCAAUCCAGAACUCUGUUGCUGACGAAAAGGCCAAACACGUUCGCAAGAAGUCGCCUUACACCAUCACCUACCCAAUGCAACUCAAGCUCUGUGCCAAGCGCUCUUACCAGCGUAUGUUGGGAGAUCCCGCCUACAUCGGUGCCAACAUUUUUUCGUCCAUCUUCCAAGCCUUGAUUGUCGGGUCCGUCUUUUACAAUACGCCUCAAGACACCAGUGGCUACUUCUCUCGCGGAGGUGUCAUCUUCUUUGCUAUCCUCGUCAAUGCGCUCUCAGCCAUGGCUGAGAUCUCGUCACUCUAUGAACAACGCCCCAUCAUUGCUCGUCACAAGUCCUUUGCCAUGUACCAUCCAUCUGCGGAUGCCUUGUCACAACUCUUGGCAGACAUUCCAAUCAAAUUGGUCGUGGUCACUGCCUUCGAUCUGAUCCUCUACUUUAUGACGAACCUCUCGCGCACUCCUGGGCAGUUCUUCAUCUUCUAUCUGUUCACUUUUCUGGUCACCAUGUGUAUGACGUCUUUUUUCAGGAUGUUGGCUGCCAUCACGAAGACUGUCGACCAAGCGACGACUCUAGGCGGUCUCGGCGUUCUGGCACUCGUCAUUUACACUGGAUAUCUCAUUCCUCUCGAGCAGACUGGCUGGUGGUUCCGCUGGAUCAAGUAUAUUAAUCCCAUCUCGUAUGGGUUCGAAGCCUUGAUGGUCAAUGAAUUCAAGCUCUACGACAAUACUCCUUGUGCACAGUUGGUCCCAUCUGGUCCGGGCUAUAGUGCGGCGGCAAAUCAGGCUUGCGCGGUCACUGGAGCACAACCCAAUUCCAUCACGGUGAAUGGUCUCAAUUAUCUCUCUGUGACCUAUGGCUACGAGCUCUCCAAUCUCUGGCGCAAUCUGGGUAUCGUUAUUGCAUUUUGGAUCGGUUUCUUGGCCAUCAAUGUCAUCGCUACUGAGUUCAUUGCUCCAGUCGCUGAGGGUGGUGAUGUUGUGCUCUUCAAACGUGGUGGAGCACCUAAGCACCUUGCAGCAGCUGCGGCAGGCAAGGAUGUGAGCGGGGACCUUGAGAAGCAGAAUGAGCCUGUUUUGGAGCACAAUCCUGCGGAUGAUAUUCAGGAAUCAUCCGAAGAAGUUUCAGAUGUGAUUGCAAAAUCGGAAGACAUUUUCACCUGGCAAAACCUCGACUAUGUCAUUCAGAUCAAGGGCGAGUCACGCAAGUUACUCAACAAUGUGCAGGGCUACGUCAAGCCAAAAUCCCUGACUUGUCUUAUGGGAGAGUCGGGUGCAGGCAAAACCACGUUGCUCAAUGUUUUGGCUCAGCGCGUCGAUACUGGCGUGGUCACGGGCGACAUGCUCGUUUCUGGUCAGCCACUCGGACACAGCUUCCAGCGUAACACUGGUUAUGUCCAGCAACAAGAUAUUCACAUGGCUGAGAUGACUGUUCGCGAAUCUCUCCGUUUCUCUGCAGUGCUGCGUCAACCCAAGACUGUCACUCGCAAGGAGAAGUACGAAUAUGUUGAGGAGGUCAUCAAGCUGCUUGAGAUGGAACAGUACGCUGAGGCUGUUGUCGGUACUGCCGGUAAAGGUCUCAACGUGGAGCAGCGCAAGCGAUUGACAAUUGGUGUUGAACUCGCCGCAAAGCCUAAGCUACUUCUCUUCUUGGACGAACCCACCUCUGGUCUCGAUUCGCAAUCCGCCUGGUCUAUUGUGCUUCUUCUGCGCAAGCUCGCCAACGCUGGUCAAGCUAUCCUCUGCACCAUCCAUCAGCCGUCUGCUAUUCUCUUUGAGCAGUUUGACCGUCUUUUGCUUUUGCAAAAAGGUGGUCGUACUGCUUACUUUGGCGACAUUGGCAAGAGCUCCAAGACCCUCUGUGACUACUUUGAAAGACAAGGCGGUGGCAAGUGCGGCAAGAAUGACAAUCCGGCUGAGUAUAUUCUCGAUGCUAUUGGUGCUGGUGCGACUGCUUCCUCUGACAAGAACUGGUUUGAAAUGUGGACUGAAUCUGAGGAAUGCAAAAAAGUGACCAAGGACAUUCAAGAGAUGACGACCAAGAUGCGCAGCGAGCACAAGAACGAUGAGAUUGAGAAAGGCGCAGGCAAUACCUAUGCUAUGGGCUACGCGACACAAUUUUGGGAAGUCACCAAGCGUCUCUUCAUCUCCGACAUGCGCGCUCCCGUCUACGUUGGCGCAAAGAUGGCUCUCAAUGUCGUUGCAGGUCUCUUCGUCUCUUUUACAUUCUACAAAGCCGACAACUCUGCUCAAGGUCUUCAGAACAAGCUCUUCGCAGUGUUUAUGGCUGUGGUCCUGUCCACGUCGCUGAUGAACCAAAUUCAGCCUCGCUUCGUCUCUGCCCGUAAUCUGUUUGAAGUGCGCGAGAUGCCUUCCAAGAUUUACAGUUGGCCUGCAUUCAUGUUUGCCCAAAUUGUCUGCGAGAUCCCACUCAAUGCUGUUUGCGGAACGCUCUUCUUUCUGCCCUGGUAUUUUGCCGUCAACUUCCCCAGCGGUUUUGUCGGCUCGGCGCUCAAGGCUUCUCGCGGUGCCUAUGCUUGGGGUAUCCUCAUGAUGUUUGAACUUUGGCUCAGCACCUUUGCCCAAUUGGCCGCAUCAUUCGUGCCCAAUGAACAAACCGCCGCCAUCGUCUCAACACUGCUGUUCACCUUUGUGAUCAUCUUCAACGGCGUGCUUCAACCUCCUGCUGCUCUCCCAUCAUUCUGGCAAUUUGCUUAUCGAGUCAGUCCUUUCACCUACCUCAUCGAAGGUCUCUUCACUGAUGUCGUCAGCGGUGUGCCCGUCGAAUGCAAGGCAUACGAGCUCACACAGUUCACAGCGCCUGCUGGCCAAACUUGCCAGGACUACAUGCAACCCUUCUUUGCGAACGGUGGACUUGGUCAACUUGUCAGCUCAGCGACGGAUGGUGUUUGCCAGUACUGUCGCUACACUGUCUCUGAUGACUUCUUCUUGGGCGUCAACAUGAAGUUUUCACACCGUCAACGCGACAUUGCGCUCGUUUUUGCCUAUGCUGUGUUCAAUGCUUGUGCUGCCUUUUUACUCUUCUGGUUGUUCCGAAUUAACAAGUUCAGAUUCUUGAAGAAGAGCGACAAGAAGAAGGUGGCCAAGGCGAAGCAAGCCAAGACUGAAGCUGGCGAUCGUGAGGCUGCAAAAUCAGACACUGGUCGCGCUGCAGAGAAGGUGGGUGAUAUUGGACGAGAUGUGAUGGGUGAGGCGCACCCUCAAGGUGAGAUGCGACCUGUUGCCAACUAG
Molecule: messenger RNA, 4536 nt
Organism: Protomyces lactucae-debilis
Lineage: Eukaryota; Fungi; Ascomycota; Taphrinomycetes; Taphrinales; Protomycetaceae
Product: bfr1+ protein
Exons: 3
Coding region: 1-4536 (1511 amino acids)
Biological process (GO): transmembrane transport
Cellular component (GO): membrane
Molecular function (GO): ATP binding; ABC-type transporter activity; ATP hydrolysis activity
Source: RefSeq, a predicted model, not a curated record